Molecule: messenger RNA, 1916 nt
Organism: Botrytis sinoallii
Lineage: Eukaryota; Fungi; Ascomycota; Leotiomycetes; Helotiales; Sclerotiniaceae
Exons: 4
Coding region: 318-1544 (408 amino acids)
Biological process (GO): G1/S transition of mitotic cell cycle; peptidyl-serine dephosphorylation
Cellular component (GO): cytoplasm
Molecular function (GO): protein serine/threonine phosphatase activity
Source: RefSeq, a predicted model, not a curated record
UAUCAGGAGGAUUACGAACCAUCACAUUAAGACGACUACGACAACUCCCAGAAAGCCAAUAUCAGCUCUCAAUAGGGCAUUGAACAAACCAAUUGCGACAAUUCCAGAGUUAGAAUUGUUGAAAAGAAUUCCAUACCAACAAGCUAUACCUGCAACCUCGAGACGGUUUUAGAAAACCCGGCAGAUCUCAAAGAGGAUUCAGGAACAGACUCAACUCUCCUAAAGUCGAGAAAUUUUGAGUCGCCAUAUAGUCCUGCUUGUUCACGCAUCCAAAAGGAAACUCAAGACUUCGCCAUCACCUUAUCAGAAUACACAACAUGAGUCCCACGGUACCCCGCCCUGGAGCUGCGAAAUUGGGACCUCGUUCCGGUCUGGAGGAGUGGUUAGCAGAGGCGAAACAAUGUCAUUAUUUACCAGAGUGGGCAAUGAAACAACUUUGUGAGAUGGUAAAGGAGUGCUUAAUGGAAGAGUCAAAUAUACAACCUGUCGCAACUCCUGUUACCAUUUGUGGUGAUAUCCAUGGACAAUUUUACGAUUUACUCGAACUCUUCCGUAUCGCUGGUGGUAUGCCGGGCGAGACAAAUGUUCAAGCCCCCACCACUGUGAUCAAUACGGAUGCGCUCGAACCACCUACCGAGAUUACAGAUCCAAAAUUGAAGAAGAAGAUACGAAGUAGUGACAGUGGUGUGGAAAGCGCAAGUGGAGGAGACGAUGAUGAUGACGAUGAUGAACCUCGAGGACGACCACGUACUGCAGGUGGAUUAAAUCGUAGUACGAGUUCUGGAGUAGAUUCUGGGAUCAAUGUUAACAACAAUCAAGUCUCUGGAAAUGGGAACCAAAAUUUUAUCUUCUUGGGUGAUUUCGUCGAUAGAGGAUAUUUUAGUCUGGAAACUUUCACAUUACUUAUGUGCUUGAAAGCUACAUAUCCUGAUAAGAUUACUCUCGUUCGCGGAAAUCACGAGUCUCGUCAAAUCACGCAAGUAUACGGGUUCUACGAAGAAUGUCAACAAAAAUACGGCAAUGCUUCGGUUUGGAAAUCUUGCUGUCAAGUUUUCGACUUCCUCGUCCUUGCAGCAGUUGUUGAUGGAGAAGUUCUUUGCGUUCACGGUGGUUUGAGUCCUGAAAUUCGAACAGUUGAUCAAAUUAGAGUUGUCGCACGUGCUCAAGAAAUUCCUCAUGAGGGUGCUUUCUGUGAUCUUGUAUGGAGUGAUCCUGAGGAUGUUGAUACUUGGGCUGUUUCUCCUCGUGGGGCCGGUUGGCUAUUUGGAGAUAAGGUUGCUAAUGAAUUCAAUCAUGUCAAUGGUUUGAAGCUUAUUGCCCGUGCUCAUCAACUUGUCAACGAAGGAUACAAGUAUCAUUUCGCACAAAAAUCUGUCGUUACUGUCUGGUCAGCUCCUAACUACUGUUACCGAUGUGGUAACGUCGCUUCGAUUAUGAACGUUGGAGAAGAUCUCAAUCCUAAAUUCAGCAUUUUCAGUGCCGUACCAGAAGAUCAACGUGCAGUUCCAGCUGGUCGGAGAGGUGCUGGGGAUUACUUCCUUUAAUUAUACCACACGUUCUUUACUGUCGAUACAUUCUCCAAUUUCAGGAGAUGUAUACUGGAUAUCCACUUAGGCGUUUGUUUUUUAAAGGUCGGCAUUUUAUGAAGGCGUCUGUUUGGUCACAUUACCCCUGUACAACAAUAGUUGAAUCUGGUUUCUGUCUUUUGCUUUUUAAUCUAAAUCGAGAUGAUGGGUUUGGCUUGGCCUGAUCUGGCUAUUUGACACGGAAUAGGUGUGGAAUGAAAGGUAUCUAUGGAUCUUAGACCUUAUGAGUUGAUGAGUUGAUGAGAGAUGGUUCAAGAAAUACAUGGCAUGUUAUAUGAAGCGUAGCAUAAGCAUACAAGAUGAUGAUACAAAUUCGAGUCGUUGCAUUUC